Molecule: messenger RNA, 321 nt
Organism: Colletotrichum spaethianum
Lineage: Eukaryota; Fungi; Ascomycota; Sordariomycetes; Glomerellales; Glomerellaceae
Product: ABC transporter ecdL
Exons: 1
Coding region: 1-321 (106 amino acids)
Source: RefSeq, a predicted model, not a curated record
AUGUCUUUGAAUACUAAGCUCCUGCAUGAGAAGUUCUCCCAGAACAUCGACUACUCCAAGCUCAAGGGCGACAAGUACGGCCUUCCCAGGGCAUUGCUCAAGAACCUCAAGGUCCAGCUCUUGACGCCUGUCCUUCCGCGCAUGGCGCAGCUUGCGUUUACGUUCAGUCAGCCAUUCUUCAUCGAGAAGUUACUAGAGCAUCUCGGUCAGCCGCAGGUUCCCGCCAACGUGGGCUAUGGUUUCAUCGGGGCUAGCAUACUGAUAUACUCUGGAAUCGCCAUCUCUACGGCCCUCUGCAUGCACAGUAUACCCCAAAUGUGA